This is a messenger RNA of Spodoptera litura, 633 nucleotides long. RefSeq names its product connector enhancer of ksr (gene cnk). Gene Ontology annotation, molecular function: protein binding. The record is from RefSeq and is a predicted model, not a curated record. NCBI's taxonomy places the organism in Eukaryota, Metazoa, Arthropoda, Insecta, Lepidoptera, Noctuidae.
ACUAAAAGUUGAAGCGCAUCAUUCGCCUGUUGUUGUUAGUUGUUACAGAUUUGCGCUGUAUUAUUAAUAAUAGACACCGGCCUGUAGAAGAUGUGCUGUCUCGAUGCCGAUGACUAGCAUUAACGUUGCGGAAUGGUCCGUGGAGCAGGUUGCGGACUGGCUGUCGGGGCUGGGCCCCACUGUGGCGCGCUACGUGCCGGCGCUGCGCGAGCGAGGACUGGACGGGGCCAAGCUGCUCACCCUGCGCUGCGAUGACCUCGAGUACCUCGGGGUGCACGUCAUCGGACACCAGGAACUCCUACUCGAGGCGGUCGAGCAUCUCCGGAACUUUCACUUCGAGGUGUCCCGCGAGUGCGUGGCGCGGCUGGCGCUGCGCGUGUCGGUGCUGGCCACGGGGCUGGCGCGCUCGCUGGCCGCGCACUGCGACGCGCGCCUGGAGACACAGACCCUGGCCGACGUCGCCUCCACUGUACACGCUGUCAAGCCCCUCGUCUGCUGGCUCGAUAGGUAACACAUAUCACUAACCUACUGUUAUUAUUCACACCAAACCACAUUUCUCUAGAAGAAAAUUAUGUAGUGUUUUGUCAACCCUGUAACUAAGAUUAACUUACCCAAAAAAAAUAUAUAUAUAAU